This is a messenger RNA of Polistes dominula (European paper wasp), 1883 nucleotides long. RefSeq names its product Bardet-Biedl syndrome 1. Gene Ontology annotation, molecular function: smoothened binding; patched binding. Gene Ontology annotation, biological process: protein localization to cilium; non-motile cilium assembly. Gene Ontology annotation, cellular component: centrosome; axoneme; BBSome. The record is from RefSeq and is a predicted model, not a curated record. NCBI's taxonomy places the organism in Eukaryota, Metazoa, Arthropoda, Insecta, Hymenoptera, Vespidae.
AAUUAAACGUAUUAACAUUGGCUGAUGAUCUAGAUUCAUUGUUGAAAGAACUCGGUGCAGCUGCAAUAUCUCCGCGUACAUUAAAAUUCUUAACAAUGGAUGUGAAUUUACGUAUGAGUUUUGCGGAACAAUACAGAAGGGUUCCUUUAAUUAAAAAUAAUGCUGUUACUGCACUUGGUGUUAUCAGAAAGGAUUCCUGGAAUGAUCCUGCUUGUAGUUGCCUUAUUAUAGGUACAGAAAAUAAAGAGAUUUUUGUAUUGGAUCCAAGAGCAUUUACCGUUAUGGAUAAACACCUCUUAAAGUGGCCACCUGUAUCAUUUGCAACUACUGGUUUAUGGGCAGGUGAUGGUCGAAUCAUGGUAAUUGGUAGAGAUGGAAAUAUUGGAGCGAUACGAAGGGGAAGUCCUGUUAAACUUUGGGAAAAACUUGAAGCUCCGAUCGUUGCCGUUUCCGUUCUUAGUGGUGAUGGUGCGGCAGUCGCUAUAAUGGAUGGAACUUUAUUAGGAUUUUCAAAAAAGGGUGUUAAAGUAUGGAGCAUCAAUGUUCCGGGUAUUAUUUUAGACAUGGUAAGUUUGCCAGUACCACAAAGUGGACUCUCUUUACUGGCUGUCAGUACGGUUGGAUAUGGUGUACGGAUAUACGAUGGUAAACACCAUGUUGAUACGAUUAAAACAAUGGAACCAGUAUCUGCAAUAAAGUAUGGAAGAAUGGGACAAGAGGAACGAACGAUGGCUAUGGUAACCAUCAGUGGUGGUCUCUGCGUAAAAAUAUUAAAACGAACUGCUGAUUUUAGUAUAUAUAAUACAACAUUUUCUGUAACACCAAACAAUGCUACCAAAUUUGCUAUACCAAAAAAAACGCGUCUUUUUGUUGAGCAAACAAUAAGAGAAAGAUCGGAAGCCAAAAAAAUUCAUAAUACUUUUCAGCAAGGAUUUUUACGGCUACGUUUAAUCAUCGCCAAAAAUGCUGUUGAUCUUUUAACUGGUUGUGAAAAUACUGGAGUCGAUCCAAUUUCACUGGAGGCUAAUGUCCUUGGUUUAGGACCUAAUUAUAGAAUUCAAAUAUUGAUCACCAAUAUUUCAGAUGGAUUAUCUGAUACUGGAUUGUUUAUUGUUUGUAGAGGAGAAAAUACCGAAGUUGAUCCACGCGUUGUCAACUUGCCUUUAUUACUUAGUGGUAUACCAAUCCCGAUAACUGUUGACGCUACAUUAACUAAUAGAAUUUCUGGCAAGGUACAAGUUUUACUUUGCAAAAAAGACAAACCAAAGCCUCUUGCGUUUACUAAUGUUAUUUUACCAGCUGCUGAAGAAGAUAUCGAAGUCUAAAAUAUAUUUUAAUUUAUUAAUUAUAUAGUAUAAAUAUCUUUUAUCGAUUAAGUCAUUUUUAUUAAUUCUAAAUAUUAAUGAUCUUUAUAAAAUAUAAUUCAUCAUUGAUUAUUAGUACACAUAUUGAUUAAUAGCAAAUAUAAGUAUAUUUAUAUAUAUAAGUAAAAUAUUAUUUUUUUUAAAUAUAUGAAAAUAUCGAGAUAAAUCGAACUGAAUAGGCGGCAAAUGCUAGAUUUAAAUUGAACUUUUGAAAUGUGCACGUGGUGAUAAGGAAUUUUAUAAUGAUUACUUAUUUAUACUUUAAAGAGAACAUUUAUUAAUUAAAAAAAAAAAACGGUAUUUUAACUACGGGAAAAAUGCAUUCGAUCUACACGUGGCAAUUAUCGUCAUAAAAUAAUCAUAGAAAUAUUUUUCUAAUCAAAAUUAAAUCACUAUAGGGAGCGCAAACAUCAGUGUCCCUAGGAAACCUACCUAACUUUACCUAGGAACACCCACAAGUUUAUAAAUAUGUAUAUUAAGUUUAUAGAAUAUUUAUAAUAAAAUGUUUACUUUGUUUUA